Molecule: messenger RNA, 885 nt
Organism: Mytilus californianus (California mussel)
Lineage: Eukaryota; Metazoa; Mollusca; Bivalvia; Mytilida; Mytilidae
Product: ER membrane protein complex subunit 4-like
Exons: 2
Coding region: 39-566 (175 amino acids)
Biological process (GO): protein folding in endoplasmic reticulum
Cellular component (GO): EMC complex
Source: RefSeq, a predicted model, not a curated record
UGUUUCAUUGGCAUACAAUUUGCCAGGUGAAACAGAAAAUGUCACGAAGAAAGCUGCACAAGUGGUCUAUCGAUUUUACUGGAAUUGGCAGACCUAAAGGAGAAAAAGCACUUGUUCAGUUAAACACAGAUUUAAGGAAACCUAUAGGAUACAAUGAAGAUGCUACAGUAGCAAGACAUGAUGACAAAGAGGAUAGUCCUGAUACACAGAAACUUAUUGAUAAAAGAUCAUGGGAUAUUGCGCUGGGACCACUCAAACAGAUUCCUAUGAACUUUUUCAUUAUGUGGAUGGCAGGAAAUUCUAUUUCAAUAUUUCCUAUUAUGAUGGUGGGGAUGAUGUUUUUCCGCCCUUUUCAAGCUUUGAUAAGUAUUCAGGCUACAUUUGGUUCAAUUGAAGGCUCAUAUCUUCAGAAAGCUGUAUAUAUUUUGGGAAAUAUUGUUUGCCUCGUAUUGGCUGUUUAUAAAUGUCAGGUGAUGGGACUUUUACCAACACAUUCAUCUGAUUGGCUAGCAUUUGUAGAGGCCCAGCAUAGAAUGGAAUGGUCAGGUGGUGGAGCCGCAUUAUAACAGAUUUAAUGUGUUCAUUUUACAGACUUUCAGUUGCCACAAAAAGAGAUAGAAAUGUCAUAUGAAAUUAUUUGUAGGUAAUAUUCAAACUACAACUAAGCACAAUAUUGAAAUUCUACAAAAAAAUAUGAUAAACAUGUACACGAUGAAGAAAGAAAUAUUUCCAAUACCAGAAUUCUAGAUAAUGUACAAGUGCAAUAAAUAUUUGUUCCUUUGUUAAGAAAAUAUGUAAAUGCUCAUUAAAGAGGUGUUAACAUAUAUAAAGAAAUGAAAAGAAUGAAUUAUAUCUGUACUGAUACAUUAAAUGUUAGUUGCUCUA